UGUUCACACAUUCAUUCAAGAUGGCAACCCUCGUAAAUAAAGCAUUAAGGUCACAAGUUGUGCUAUGGGGUACUAUUCGCCCUGUGCUUGCCACUCAGAUACCAGAUAUUGGUCAGCAUGGAAGGCAGCCAUCCAGAGGGCUCCCAACAUCUAAACAUUGGGGAAUGAAAUGGAAACUGCUCAGAGGGAAGAAAGUUUAUAAAGUUGACCUUCCGAAGUUUAAUGAACUGAAGAAAGAUAGAACUGAUCAUAAAAACAAAACAGCAGAUGAAAUACGCAUGGACAUGAAGAAAAAUGGCAGUCUGCCACCAAGAACAUUUCAAGAAUUGCCUUUAAACAUUUCAUGUACUCGUGCUUUUAUGGAUCAAUUUAAACCACCUGAUGGUGAUGGCAAACAUUCAAGCAUUUCUGGUUCAAUUCUAUCAGGUAGUAUAUCACGAAUGAUGAAGGGGCCAAAAACUAUCAAACAUGUUCGCAAGUUAAAGAAAUAUGAAGACUUUAAUGAAUCUGAGUUUGCAGUGGAGGCUCAAAAUAUUGUAAUUGAAGCUCAAAAUUUGCUUCAAAAUAUCUACAAGAACCAAGAAAGACUUCAUCAGCUUGUCACAGAAAAGGCAUUUCCUGAAAUGGUUCAUGGCCUUCAUUCCAAGACCAUGCAGUGGAAGUUUGUUGAGACUGUGGAGCCUCCUCGUGUUGUCCAGAUUAGAACUGACGAGAUGAUUACAGAAGGCAACUUAUUUGCACAAGUUACAGUAAGAAUGCACACAAAACAGAUCUUAGCAAUUUAUGAUCGUUUUGGUCGAUUAAUGUAUGGCGACCCUUUAACACCAAAGUCAGUUCUAGAAUAUGUAGUAAUGGAGAAAUGGAUAUCUGACACGUAUGGACAAUGGCGUAUCCAUGGAAAGAUCAUACCAGAGUGGAUGACACCUCGAGACAAUUUGAUUAGAACAUACAAAGUGCCCAAAUUUGAACCUUUGCCUCCUGUGGUAGAGGAGAAAGUGAGCGAGGCUCAAGAUGUUCCAGAGAGUUCAAAUAAAGGACCUGAGCUGGCAACAGCAUAGUCAGUGUGUGUGAUAGGUGAAUGUCUUUUGUAACAGUGUGCAUGGAAUUGUUGAAUUUUUGUAUUGUUUUGACUUGGAUCUUGAAUAAAAUUCUCUA
Physella acuta is the source of this 1155-nucleotide messenger RNA. RefSeq names its product large ribosomal subunit protein mL45-like. The record is from RefSeq and is a predicted model, not a curated record. Gene Ontology annotation, cellular component: mitochondrion. NCBI's taxonomy places the organism in Eukaryota, Metazoa, Mollusca, Gastropoda, Physidae.